AUGACCUCGAACCCUCCUCAGUCGGGCAACCAAGGACAAAGCACCGCUACACCCGCUUCGACCCAGCCCGCAUCUUCCCAGCCCACCCAGGCUACUACCUCGUACGCUUCCGCGACCAAGAAGUCCGCGACGGACUCGACCGCCGCCUCCGCCACCGUGAGCGGCUCAGCGCAUAAUGGGCAGCAGAGUUCUGGAUCUUCAGUGAACGGAAAACCCAUGCAAAACCAACCUGCCGCUUCGGGCGUUACCAUCGUCAAUGGGGCUCCCACUGCUCCAGCUGCCGGCGAUCACUCUCGCAAGCCCUCUGUAACCAUCACCUCCAGCGGUACCUCUGGAUAUAUUCCCAACGGCGGUGCUCCUGCCAGCCGUCCCAACAGCCUGCAGUUCGGUUUCGCAAACCAACAGAGCUCUCCCAACAUGGGUGCUCCCGCUGUUCCUGCUUCCAACCAGGCUCAGUCUGGACUCGGUGCGCCCUCCACCAACCCCCGUGUGACGUCUCCUCAGACUUCGCCUUCGCCCAUCCCCCAACCCGCCUCCAGCGGUGGCCGUCCUCCUCCAUCUACUUACCAGGCUCAAGGAAAUGUGCCCAACUUCGGUAGCUUUGGCGAAACCGGCGAUGCCAACGCCCCCCACGGUCCUCCCCAUAUGCGCCGCGAGUCAUCCCAGUCCGCCCACAGUGACAACAUGAACGGCCCUGGUCGCGGUGGCUACCCUCACCAGGGUGGCCGUGGCCGUGGAUACUCUCAGUCCGGCUACCAGGGACAACAGAUGCCCUACUCCCCCAACCCCAGCUUCCGUCAGACCCCCAACCAACCACGCGGUGGUCCCAACAUGGCUCCCCAGUUCCACGGCCCCAACCAAGGCCGCCCACUGGCUCCCUACUCGCCUCACCAAGCCCAACGCAGCCCUGCCUUGGCCAAUCCGUACGGCUACGGCCAACACAUGGGUCCCCAAGCUGUGAGCCCCCCAUCUUCUUUACCCCCUCGUCUUUCCCAAGAUAUUCCUCGCCGUGGAACCCAUAGGAAGUUCAGCAACCCCAGGAACAAUGGGAAGCAACAAGGCCCGGUCUAUCAACCCAAACUCCCCAUGGAUCUUGCGCCCGAGAGCGGUCAAUUUGAAAAAUUUCUGACAUAUAUGCAACAACAGACUUACACCGGUGGCUAUGAUCCCAACUACGCUGGUUACUACAACCCAUCUGCCGGUGGUUACUACAUGACUCCUCCAUCGCCUCAACCUCGUGCCGCGGGAAUGCCUUACAACGGCCAGUACAUGGGCCAGCAGUACCCUGCGCCGAUCCCCCAGGCGGCUCCGCUUUCGCGUACCCCCUCCCAAGUGUCUACUGAUCGUCCAGGUUCCAGCCUUGGCCAAGGACCGGCCCCCGCUGGCCCCGCUACUCCCGGUCACAACCACACCGCCAGCCGGUCUUCCAACUCUCCUGCUCCCAAGCCACACUUCGUUCUUCCGUCGACCAAGAAGAGCGCCGCGAUUGUCAUCAAGGACCCUAACAGCGGCUCAAUCAAGACCUUCGACAAGAACCCUGCCUCUCCUGCGCGCGCCACUCCUUCACCUGUGAAAUUCAGCACUCCCCCGACCUCGACCCCACCUCCUCGCACUGCUAGCGCCGCCGAGCACACUCGUUCUGACAGCAAGGCUAACACUGCCAAGACUGACGAGGAGAAGAAGCAGGAAUUGAAGGAUGCCGUGCGUUUGAAGAUUCAGCAAGACGAGGCUGCCCAGAAGCAGCGUCUCGCUGAUGAGGCCUCCAGCAAGCCCGCCGAAGCCGAGCCCACCGCUGCCAAGAAGGACGACACCGAAGCCACUCGUGCUGCCGUCGAGGAUCUUUCGAUCAAGGAGAAGGCUGCGCCCGUCGAAGAGGCCAAGCCCGCCCCUGCGGAGGAGCUCAAGCAGGCCCCUGCCCCUGCCCCUGCCCCUGCCCCCGCUGCCGCUCCCGCGGAUGACGAUGAAAUCGACUUCGAUGCCAUCGAGCGUGAGAUGGCCGAGAUUGAGGCUAAGGAGCGCGCUGCUGAGGAAGACUACAACCGCAGCAAGGCCGAGAAGAAGGAGAAGGCCGAGCGCCAGGAACGCGAGGAGCGUGAGAACUACGAGGCCAACAUGAAGAAGGCCGAGGCCGAGGCUGAAGCACGCGAAAUUGCCCGUGAGCAAGCCCGCGCCAACGGUGAAUCUGCCCCGGAUGACGGCAACAAGGAUUUGUUCGCCUCUCUCAAGAAGGGUGGAUUCGGUGCCACCGAGACCGCAACUGAAAGUGGUCCGGAAACACCUGUCUCUGACAUGGGACCUCCCGGCAAGCCAGCCGCCAAGAAGCCCGCCGGUCUUAAGCUUGAUACUCCCAAGCCAACAGAGCCCCUGCAGCCCACAGCAGCCAUGAAGUCUCUCGAGAACGCCAAAUUCCUUGUUGAUCUCAGCAAGGUCACCUACCCCUCUUCCAUCACUCCCCCCAACGCCGUCCUGAAUGACGCCGCUCCCGAAGGCCGCAAGUUCCACUACGACCGUGACUUCCUCAUGCAGUUCCAGGCUGCUUUCAGAGAGAAGAUCUCUGUUGACUGGGACUCUCGUGUGCGUGACACCGUUGGCGACCCCACCGACUCUGCCCGCCAGGGUAGCCGCACUCCCAGCAUGAGUGGCGGCCGCAACCCCUCUCGCGGUGGCAUCGGUGGCCAAUUCCAGAUGGGCAGCUUCGCUACACCACGCCCUGGCCAGAUGCCUCCUAUGGGUGGCAACAACAUGAGCCGCAACCCCUCUGGCUUCGGAUUUGGACGAGGCGGACCUGCUGGCAUGAACCCCCUCGGAAACAUCCGCAGUGGCUCCGGUGUCGGUCCCCGCACUGGCUCCAAGGGUGGCCGCAAUGACAGCAAGGCCGGUGGUCGUAGCAAGGCCGGUGGCCGCAAGGAUGAAGAGGCAAACAAGUCCAUGCCCCUCACCGCUGGUAUGGACCUCAAGGCCAUUCAGACCACCGCAACUGGAUGGAAGCCUCGCAGCGUUGGCCAACCCACUGCUGGCCCCGCCCCUGGUGGUGAUGGCCACAUGGCCCCCGAUGUUGUGCAGCGCAAGGUCAAGGCUGCUCUCAACAAGAUGACCCCCGAGAAGUUCGAUCGUAUCGCUGGCCAGAUCCUCGAAAUUGUUUCUCAGUCCAAGGAUGAGAGUGACGGCCGUACUCUGCGCCAGGUCAUCCAGCUCACUUUCGAGAAGGCUACUGACGAGGCUCACUGGGCCCCCAUGUACGCCAAGUUCUGCAAGAGCAUGCUCGAGAGCAUGAGUGCCGAGAUUAAGGAUGAGAACAUCCGCGACCGUAACGGUACCGUUGUUGCCGGUGGCAGCUUGUUCCGCAAGUACCUCCUCAACCGUUGUCAAGAGGAGUUCGAGCGUGGUUGGAAGGUUAACCUGCCCGAGAAGCCUGAGGGUGUUACCGAGGAGGCUGCUAUGAUGUCUGACGAGUACUACAUUGCCGCCGCUGCUAAGCGUCGUGGUCUUGGUCUCGUUAAGUUCAUUGGUGAGCUUUACAAGCUCGGCAUGCUUACAGAGCGUAUCAUGCACGAGUGUGUCAAGAAGCUUGUCGACUACGAGGGCAUUCCCGAUGAGGCUGAGGUUGAGAGUUUGACCUCUCUCCUCCGCACCAUUGGUGCCAGUCUCGAUGCCUCCGAGAAGGGCCCUGCCAUGAUGGAUGCUUACUUUGCUCGCAUCCACCUUAUGGUCGAGACACCCGGUCUCCCCAGCCGUCUCCGCUUCAUGUUGCUGGACAUCAUUGAUCUCCGUGCCGCUCGUUGGAACUCCAAGGAGGGUGACAAGGGUCCUCAGACCAUUGUUGAGAUUCGCGAGGCUGCCGCCCGUGCUGCCCAAGCCGCCGAGGCCGAACGCCAACGCCAGACCAGCAACCGCGGCGGUGGUGGUCGCAUGCCCAUGGGCCGCGGUGACGCCCGUGGCUUCGGAUACGGCAACCAGGCCCCUCCCCCCGACUACGCAUCCAGCAAGGUUGGCAGUGACGAUCUCCGUCGUCUGCGCGCCACCCGCAACACCAACCAGCCCAUGUCCUUCGGGCCCUCCAGCCUUCUCGGCUCGCGCACCAACAGCGGCCGCAAGAACCUCGGUCCCGGCGGCAACCUAGUCCGUGGCAGUGACGACAGCGCCGCCAGCUCUCGCACUGGUACUCCCCCCGCCGGCAAGAAGGAAGACAAGGAUACCUCUUCCAUGAACGCUUUCAGUGCUCUCGCCGCCCUUGAAGACCGGGAUAACAUGGCUACCUCGCCUCCCUCGAACCCCACCUCCCCGAUGCUCACCAAGUCGCAGCCCGCGGCCGAACGUCGCCCCUCAAAAACCCCGUCUGUCAAGGAUGGAGAAUCCACAGCAUAG
Penicillium olsonii is the source of this 4365-nucleotide messenger RNA. Lineage: Eukaryota; Fungi; Ascomycota; Eurotiomycetes; Eurotiales; Aspergillaceae. The record is from the annotation of a GenBank genome assembly.